UUUUUCAUAUUUUUACCUUUCGUCUUUCUUUCUCACUCUCACCUCUUUCAAUCGAUCCUCACAUGAAACCCUAGAAUACCCUUAUCCAUCUCUCCUUAAAACCCUAUACUCUCUCUCUCUCUCUCUCUCUCUCUCUCUCUCUCUCUCUCUCUCUCUGUAUCAAAAGGAAAGCAAGCAUGAGCAAUCUCAGAGCAGCAGCUGUCUGUCGCCCUCACCUUCUCUUCUCCUCCUUCCUCUGCAGCUGCAGGCACCAAAACCACCUUCGAUUUCCUUUCCAGAAACCUAAUUUCCACGUUUCGUCACCCUCCGUAUUCUCUCCUUGCUUCGAUCCCCUUGAAUUCCCGAGGAUCGAUCCAGCAUCUCGUUUCAAUCCAAAGAGAACGGUCGCCAGGGCUUCCACAUGGAAAUCGGAGAAGUCACCCUACGAAACGCUCGAGUUGGAAAGGGAUGCUGAUGAGGAGAAAAUUAAAUUUGCUUAUAGGCGACUGGCUAAAUACUAUCAUCCAGAUGUGUAUGAUGGUAGAGGGACACUUGAGGAAGGGGAAACAGCUGAAGCUCGAUUCAUUAAGAUCCAAGCUGCUUAUGAGUUGCUCAUAGAUGAGGAGAAGCGGAGGCAAUAUGAUAGAGAUCAUCGUGUUAAUCCAAUGAAGGCUUCUGAAGCAUGGAUGGAGUGGCUGAUCAAAAAGCGAAAAGCAUUUGAUCAGCGGGGUGAUAUGGCCAUUGCGGCUUGGGCUGAGCAACAGCAGCGUGAAAUGAAUCUCCGCGCACGUCGUCUUUCUCGUUCUAAGAUAGAUCCAGAGGAAGAGAGGAGGAUAUUGGCUAAAGAAAAGAAGGCAUCCAUGGAGAAUUUCUCAACUACCCUCAAAAGGCAUACCCUUGUUCUGAAGAAGAGGGAUUUAAUGCGGAAGAAGGCAGCAGAAGAGAAGAAGAAGGUAAUCAGUCAGCUUCUAGCUGCAGAAGGCCUCGAGCUUGAUAGCGACAAUGAUGAAGCAUUUUAGAGUAUAUUUUUUUCCUUUUACUUGUUAGGGUUUUAUUUUACCUGUUAGUGGACUUGGCUCUCUAUGAAAACAUGAGACAAGGCUUCUACUGAAUUGCAUAUUUCUUUUGUACACAACUGUAUAUAUAAUUGUUUCAAUAUCUUCAAAAGAAAAAAAUAAAAAAAAGGAUGAGAAAUGCCUCUCUCU
Molecule: messenger RNA, 1184 nt
Organism: Magnolia sinica
Lineage: Eukaryota; Viridiplantae; Streptophyta; Magnoliopsida; Magnoliales; Magnoliaceae
Exons: 5
Coding region: 177-998 (273 amino acids)
Source: RefSeq, a predicted model, not a curated record